Coregonus clupeaformis (lake whitefish) is the source of this 3579-nucleotide messenger RNA. RefSeq names its product collagen alpha-1(I) chain-like. NCBI's taxonomy places the organism in Eukaryota, Metazoa, Chordata, Actinopteri, Salmoniformes, Salmonidae. The transcript has 5 exons. The record is from RefSeq and is a predicted model, not a curated record. Bases 1 to 3579 code for a protein of 1192 amino acids.
AUGCGGGGAGCUCUCAGAGUUAGUAACGUUACAGUAGAAUUCACUUUCAAUGCGGGGAGCUCUCAGACCCUGCUGUCCCCCAGGGCACCACCAGCCCUGCAGUCUCCCAGGGCACCACCAGCCCUGCUGUCCUCAACGGCACCACCAGCCCUGCUGUCCCCCAGGGCACCACCAGCCCUGCUGUCCCCCAGGGCACCACCAGCCCUGCUGUCCCCCAGGGCACCACCAGCCCUGCUGUCCCCCAGGGCACCACCAGCCCUGCUGUCCCCCAGGGCACCACCAGCCCUGCUGUCCCCCAGGGCACCACCAGCCCUGCUGUCCCCCAGGGCACCACCAGCCCUGCUGUCCCCCAGGGCACCACCAGCCCUGCAGUCUCCCAGGGCACCACCAGCCCUGCUGUCCUCAACGGCACCACCAGCCCUGCUGUCCCCCAGGGCACCACCAGCCCUGCUGUCCCCCAGGGCACCACCAGCCCUGCUGUCCCCCAGGGCACCACCAGCCCUGCUGUCCCCCAGGGCACCACCAGCCCUGCUGUCCCCCAGGGCACCACCAGCCCUGCUGUCCCCCAGGGCACCACCAGCCCUGCUGUCCCCCAGGGCACCACCAGCCCUGCUGUCCCCCCAGGGCACCACCAGCCCUGCUGUCCCCCAGGGCACCACCAGCCCUGCUGUCUCCCAGGGCACCACCAGCCCUGCUGUCCCCCAGGGCACCACCAGCCCUGCUGUCUCCCAGGGCACCACCAGCCCUGCUGUCCCCCAGGGCACCACCAGCCCUGCUGUCCCCCAGGGCACCACCAGCCCUGCUGUCUCCCAGGGCACCACCAGCCCUGCUGUCCCCCAGGGCACCACCAGCCCUGCUGUCCCCCAGGGCACCACCAGCCCUGCUGUCCCCCAGGGCACCACCAGCCCUGCUGUCCCCCAGGGCACCACCAGCCCUGCUGUCCCCCAGGGCACCACCAGCCCUGCUGUCUCCCAGGGCACCACCAGCCCUGCUGUCUCCCAGGGCACCACCAGCCCUGCUGUCUAUAAGAUAUUGCAGACUGUGAAGGCCAUGCAGGACAUGGACCUUGCCUCGGAGGAGACUGAUUUUGAGGACUAUGUAAUGGACCCCACCAGGUUGGCAGCCUGGGCAGACCUGGGCAGACCUGGGCAGACCUGGGGAGACCUGGGCAGACCUGGGGAGACCUGGGGAGACCUGGGGAGACCUGGGGAGACCUGGGCAGACCUGGGCAGACCUGGGCUAGACCUGGGAGACCUGGGGAGACCUGGGCAGACCUGGGCAGACCUGGGCAGACCUGGGGAGACCUGGGGAGACCUGGGCAGACCUGGGCAGACCUGGGCAGACCUGGGGAGACCUGGGGAGACCUGGGCAGACCUGGGCAGACCUGGGCAGACCUGGGGAGACCUGGGGAGACCUGGGGAGACCUGGGGAGACCUGGGCAGACCUGGGGAGACCUGGGGAGACCUGGGCAGACCUGGGCAGACCUGGGCAGACCUGGGGAGACCUGGGCAGACCUGGGCAGACCUGGGCAGACCUGGGCAGACCUGGGGAGACCUGGGGAGACCUGGGGAGACCUGGGGAGACCUGGGCAGACCUGGGCAGACCUGGGGAGACCUGGGCAGACCUGGGCAGACCUGGGCAGACCUGGGGAGACCUGGGCAGACCUGGGCAGACCUGGGGAGACCUGGGGAGACCUGGGGAGACCUGGGGAGACCUGGGCAGACCUGGGGAGACCUGGGCAGACCUGGGCAGACCUGGGGAGACCUGGGGAGACCUGGGCAGACCUGGGCAGACCUGGGGAGACCUGGGGAGACCUGGGGAGACCUGGGCAGACCUGGGCAGACCUGGGGAGACCUGGGGAGACCUGGGGAGACCUGGGCAGACCUGGGGAGACCUGGGGCAGACCUGGGCAGACCUGGGGAGACCUGGGGAGACCUGGGGAGACCUGGGCAGACCUGGGCAGACCUGGGCAGACCUGGGGAGACCUGGGCAGACCUGGGCAGACCUGGGCAGACCUGGGGAGACCUGGGGAGACCUGGGCAGACCUGGGCAGACCUGGGGAGACCUGGGGAGACCUGGGGAGACCUGGGCAGACCUGGGCAGACCUGGGGAGACCUGGGGAGACCUGGGGAGACCUGGGCAGACCUGGGGAGACCUGGGCAGACCUGGGCAGACCUGGGGAGACCUGGGCAGACCUGGGGAGACCUGGGCAGACCUGGGCAGACCUGGGCAGACCUGGGGAGACCUGGGGAGACCUGGGCAGACCUGGGGAGACCUGGGGAGACCUGGGGAGACCUGGGCAGACCUGGGCAGACCUGGGCAGACCUGGGGAGACCUGGGGAGACCUGGGGAGACCUGGGGAGACCUGGGGAGACCUGGGGAGACCUGGGCAGACCUGGGGAGACCUGGGGAGACCUGGGGAGACCUGGGGAGACCUGGGCAGACCUGGGGAGACCUGGGCAGACCUGGGCAGACCUGGGCAGACCUGGGGAGACCUGGGGAGACCUGGGGAGACCUGGGCAGACCUGGGGAGACCUGGGGAGACCUGGGGAGACCUGGGGAGACCUGGGCAGACCUGGGCAGACCUGGGGAGACCUGGGGAGACCUGGGCAGACCUGGGCAGACCUGGGGAGACCUGGGCAGACCUGGGGAGACCUGGGGAGACCUGGGCAGACCUGGGCAGACCUGGGCAGACCUAGGGAGACCUGGGGAGACCUGGGCAGACCUGGGGAGACCUGGGGAGACCUGGGGAGACCUGGACCUGGGGAGACCUGGGCAGACCUGGGGAGACCUGGGGAGACCUGGGGAGACCUGGGGAGACCUGGGGAGACCUGGGCAGACCUGGGCAGACCUGGGGAGACCUGGGGAGACCUGGGCAGACCUGGGGAGACCUGGGGGGACCUGGGCAGACCUGGGGAGACCUGGGGAGACCUGGGGAGACCUGGGCAGACCUGGGGAGACCUGGGCAGACCUGGGCAGACCUGGGCAGACCUGGGGAGACCUGGGGAGACCUGGGGAGACCUGGGCAGACCUGGGGAGACCUGGGGAGACCUGGGGAGACCUGGGCAGACCUGGGCAGACCUGGGGAGACCUGGGGAGACCUGGGCAGACCUGGGCAGACCUGGGCAGACCUGGGCAGACCUGGGCAGACCUGGGGAGACCUGGGCAGACCUGGGGAGACCUGGGGAGACCUGGGGAGACCUGGGCAGACCUAGGGAGACCUGGGCAGACCUGGGGAGACCUGGGGAGACCUGGGGAGACCUGGGCAGACCUGGGGAGACCUGGGGAGACCUGGGGAGACCUGGGCAGACCUGGGCAGACCUGGGGAGACCUGGGGAGACCUGGGCAGACCUGGGCAGACCUGGGCAGACCUGGGCAGACCUGGGCAGACCUAGGGAGACCUGGGCAGACCUGGGGAGACCUGGGCAGACCUGGGCAGACCUGGGAGACCUGGGGCAGACCUGGGGAGACCUGGGGCAGACCUGGGCGAGACCUGGGCGCAGACCUGGAGAGACCUGGAGAGACCUGGGCAGACCUGGGGAGACCUGGGGAGACCUGGGGAGACCUGGGCAGACCUAG